Molecule: messenger RNA, 7635 nt
Organism: Stegostoma tigrinum
Lineage: Eukaryota; Metazoa; Chordata; Chondrichthyes; Orectolobiformes; Stegostomatidae
Product: forkhead box protein A2-like
Exons: 2
Coding region: 524-1867 (447 amino acids)
Biological process (GO): anatomical structure morphogenesis; regulation of transcription by RNA polymerase II; cell differentiation
Molecular function (GO): transcription factor binding; protein domain specific binding; RNA polymerase II cis-regulatory region sequence-specific DNA binding
Source: RefSeq, a predicted model, not a curated record
CAGUAACUAGCCUAACAUCUCUCUCUCUCUCUCUCUCUUUCUCAAACACACACACACACACACACACACACACAGUGUUCCCGAGGUCCUCAAGUUGACCAAGAUAGGCACCUGGAGGUGGAAGUGGUGGGGAGAUGGUUUGGGGAUCAUCAUCAAGGCAGCGCUACACUUGAUUCUCACCGAGAACUGGACAAUCUCCGGACGACAGAGAGGGGGAAAGAGUAUUUUGCCGUGGAAACCCCAAGCACCGGAUCCUAGCCCCUUCGGGUCUGCUAACUGUCUCCCCUAUCUCCAAUUUUCCCUGGAAUACUCCUGCUGGUAUCGGAAGCCCCUACUGGAGAUUUUAUCUACCACCGCCUGAGUGAAUUGGAACACUGUUUUGGAGCUAGAGGAUUUUGUUUCAGCGUUACAUCUCGAUUUGCUUUAUUAAUUUUCACUAUUUUUAAAAAAAAUUCUCCCCAUCUCUCUCUCUCUGUCCCAAACGCCCUCAUUAUUUGAAAAGAAAACAGCACAGCAAGAGACCAUGUUGGGUUCAGUGAAAAUGGAAUCACACGAGGUGUCGGAGUGGAACAGUUUGUACUCAGACCCGGGCGAGAUGUACACUGUUGCGAGCAGUAUGAACCCCGGUCUGGGCGCCAUGAACUCCAUCAACAGCUAUAUGAGCAUGAACUCCAUGGGGUCCGUCGGAAACCUUUCGCCCGUCUCGCUCAACAUGUCCUACACCAACCUCAGCCCGCCGCUUUCGGUGCUGCCUGGCACAGUCAGCCCCAUAACCAACGGACUCUCCUCGAUGCCAACCUCCAUGAGCCCCGGUGUGGGACCGACCGGGGGUCAGACUGCCCCGGCCAACUCGCUGUCCCCGUACCAGUCAAUGGGCCAGACCUUGGGUCCCCUGGCACUAUCGCCAGGCCUGGGCAGGGGCAAGGACUCCAAGCCUUACCGCCGCAACUUCAGCCAUGCCAAGCCUCCGUACUCCUACAUCUCUCUGAUCACCAUGGCCAUCCAACAGGCCUCCAACAAGAUGCUGACCCUGAACGAGAUCUACCAGUGGAUCAUGGACCUCUUCCCUUACUACAGGGAUAACCAGCAGCGGUGGCAGAAUUCCAUCCGACACUCGCUCUCGUUCAACGACUGCUUCGUCAAGGUGCCGCGCUCCCCGGACAAACCGGGCAAAGGCUCGUACUGGGCCCUGCACCCGGACUCGGGCAACAUGUUCGAGAACGGCUGCUACCUGCGCCGCCAGAAGCGCUUCAAGUGCCCGAAGGAGAAGCUCUCGCCGCGGGAAGCGGCCUCGUCCUCCUCCUCGUCCUCCGCUGCCUCGGCCUCAGCCGCCAUUGACGGCGCAGCGAAGAACUCGAGCCCCAGCUCCGAGGACGCCGAGUCCAGUCAGUGCGACACCCCACCAGGCACUGAGGAGAGGAGGACCCUCACUGAGCUCGGCUGCCAGAGGGCGGGCGCCUCCUCUUCGGCCUCGGGGCCUUCACCGUCGCCUGCCACGUUACCUCAGAACAUGGCCGCCACCACCCACCAUCACCUUCAUCAUCAUCAACAACAACAUCACCACCAUCACCUCCUCCCGCUGCUGCCAGACCUCCAGACUGACCUGAAGAUGGACCCUCACUACAGCUUCAACCACCCCUUCUCGAUCACGAACCUCAUGUCUUCAGAGCAGCCCCACAAAAUGGACGCCAAGCUCUUCGAGCCGCCCGCUCACUACAACAGCAACAACAGCAACAAAUACAACAACAACAACUCCUACAACAACACGCUGCUCAGCAAAAGCGGCUUCGAGGCGCCCAACGUCGCCAACGACCCCGGCUCCUAUUACCAGCUCAUGUACAACAGGUCGGUCCUCAACGCUUCAUAAACCCGCCCCCCACCCUAUAUAUCUGCCAUAGCAAGCAUGGGAGAAAAUUGAGGGGGUUGGCUUCUCGAAAGGCCCCUCUUCAGCUCGCCCUCCUUGACCCACCCCCCCCCCCCCCCAAUCACUCAAGGCCUUUCUCUCAUCAUACUGUUUUCUUUGCAACCUUUCUUUGUGUGCGCAUAUGUGACUGUGUGUGUGUGUGUGCGUGUGUGCGCGCAUAUGUCACUCUGUGUGUGUAUGUGUGUGUGUGUGCGCGCAUAUGUGACUAUGUGUGUGUGCGCGCGCAUAUGUGACUGUGUGCGUGUGUGCGCGCAUAUGUCACUGUGUGUGUGUGUGUGUGCGCGCAUAUGUGACUGUGUGUGCGUGUGCGCAUAUGUGACUGUGUGUGUGCGUGUGUGUGUGCAUGUGUGUGUGUGCGCAUAUGUGACUGUGUGCGUAUGUGUGUGCGCGCAUAUGUCACGCUGUGUGUGUGUGCGCAUAUGUGACUGUGUGUGUGUGUGUGUGCGCGCGCGCACGCAUAUGUGACUCGGUGUGUGUGUGCGCAUAUGUGACCGUGUGUGUGUGCGCACGCAUAUGUGACUCUGUGUGUGUGUGUGUGCGCAUAUGUGACACUGUGUGUGUGUGCGUGUGUGUGUGUGCGCGCGCAUAUGUGACUGUGUGUGUGUGCGCGCGCAUAUGUGACUGUGUGUGUGUGCACGCGCGCAUAUGUGACUCUGUGUGUGUGUGUGCGCGCAUAUGUGACUGUGUGUGUGCGUGUCCAUGUGCGUGCGCAUAUGUGACUGUGUGUGUGUGCGCAUAUGUGACUGUGUGUGUGUGCAUAUGUGCAUGUGUGUGUGCGCAUAUGUGCAUGUGUGUGUGUAUAUGUGUGUGUGCAUAUGUGCAUGUGUGUGUGUAUGUGCAUGUGCUUAUGUACAUGUGUGUGUAUGUGUGCGUGUGCAUAUGUGCAUGUGUGUGUAUAUGUACAUAUGUGUGAUGUACAUAUGUGUGUGUGCAUAUGUGCAUGUGUGUGUGCAUAUGUGUGUGUGCAUAUGUGACUGUGUGUGUGCAUAUGUGUGUGUGCAUAUGUGACUGUGUGCAUAUGUGACUGUGUGUGCAUAUGUGUGUGUGCAUAUGUGACUGUGUGUGUGCAUAUGUGACUGUGUGUGUGCACACGCGCAUAUGUGUGUGUGCAUAUGUGACUGUGUGUGUGUGCAUAUGUGACUGUGUGUGUAUAUGUGUGUGUGCAUAUGUGACUGUGUGUGCGCAUAUGUGUGUGUGCAUAUGUGACUGUGUGUGUGUAUAUGUGUGUGUGCAUAUGUGACUCUGUGUGUGUGUAUAUGUGUGUGUGCAUAUGUGUGUGUGCGUAUAUGUGUGUGCGUAUAUGUGUGUGUGUGCAUAUGUAUGUGUGUGUGUGCAUAUGUGACUGUGUGUAUAUGUGUGUGUGCAUAUAUGACUGUGUGUGUGUAUACAUGUGCGUGUGUCUGAGUGUGUGUGAGAAUGUGUCUGUAUGUCUGACUGUGUGUGUGCAUGUCAGUCUGUGUGCUUGUCUAUCCGUGUGCAUAUGUCUAUCUGUGUAUGUGUCUGUCUUUGUGUGCCUGUCUGUCCGUGUGUCAGGGUGUGUGUGUCUGUCUGUGUGUCUGUCUGUGUGUGUGUGUGUGUGUGUGUGUGUGUGUGUGUGUGCGUGUGUGUGUGCGUGUGUGUGUGUGACCGACAGGAUCCCAAGUGUGAAAAUGUGUGAGAAAGAGACAAUCCUUCAGGAUCCUCAAAAUCAUCUGCAGACACCUUCUGUCCCUAGGGUUUCACGUAUAUUCCAAAAACAUGCUUUAUUCGUAAAAUGAUCUAUAAGUAAAUAUACCAAGUUCAAACCAGUUCCUUUACAGAUUUUGCAGAAAACACAGUGGAAUUUUGACAUUCCUCAAUACAGCUUCAAUCCAGUUGCGACAUAAGAACGGCAUUUUCCAAACAUAAAAGGAAACCAUUCACAUUCCCAAAAAGGCCAAGAGGGUAUCUCUAAACAUACUAGAAUCUUGCAUCCCUGAGGCAACAUCCCAGAGAUCGUGCUCACGAGAGGGCAGAAUCUAUUUACAUCGAGUCAUACAGCAUGGAAACAGACCCUUCGGUCCAACCAGUCCAUGCCGAACAUAAUCAAAACUAAACUAGUCCCACCUUCCUGCACUUGGCCCAUAUCCCUCCAAACCUUCCCUAUUCAUGUACUUCUGCAAAUGUCUUUUAAAUGUUGUAACUUUACCCACAUCCACCACUUCCUCUGGAAGUUCAUGCCACACACGGACCACUUUCUCUAUGUAAAAGAAAAUUGCCCCUUGUGCCUUUUUAAAAUCUUUCUCCUCUCACCUUAAAAAUAAACCCGCAUUCUUGAAAUCUCCCACCCUGGGGAAAAGCACUUGCCAUUCACCUUAUCUAUACCCCUCAGGAUUUUAUACACCUAUUUGACAUGUUUUACAUGAUUGAGUUGAGAUGGGUUUCAGAACCAGAAACGAAAACCCACUCUGAAGUCCUAAUAAUUGAUCCAUGAUGUGUACAAUAUGCGAAAGUGAGUUCCUUUUUCCAACUUGUUCAGAGGAUGUGGGCAUCACUGGGUGCAGGCCAGCAUUUACGGUAUAUCCCUAGUUGCCUAUGUGCUAGGUACACCCACGAUGCCAUGAGGUAGAGAAUUGAGGAUGUUGACUCACCUAUGCUUAAGGAAUGCCCGUUAUAUUUCCAAGUCAGGAUGGUGAGUGGCUUAGAGGGGAAACUGCAGUGUCUGGUGUUCCCAUGCAUCUGCAACCCUUUCCCCUUUAGGUGAUAAAGAUUAGUUUGGAAGAUGCUGUGCCAAGGGAGCCUGGGUGAGUUGGUUGAGGAACAGGUUGGAGCCUGACUGCCCUGGCAUCACUGGGUAAUUGCAGACCUAGAUGGAAGAACAGAAGAAACAAGAACCAGAGUAGAACAUUUCCAACCUUCACCAACACUGAAAGAGACCAUUCUGCCCGUCAACAUAAUGCAUCUCCUUAUAAAACAAUUCAGUCACUCCCACUCACCCAAUUGAUCCCCUUGGCGCUGCAGGUUUACAUCGUUAAGGUGCCCAUCUGUUGACUAAUGAAAUGAAUUUAUCCUUGUCAACCUUACCCAAAACCCCUGAUCAAAGGAGGAUCCGCCCAAUCUAAAACCUGAUCCCUGUGAGGAUGCAUGGCCCAUAUUAUAUAUUCUUCUCUUGCAUUCUGUAGCACUGAGCCCUCAGUAUCUGACAGAAGUUAAGCUUUGUUACUUUAUCAUGCCCUGCAUGCUUUUUAACAUCCAAGAGAUUUGGGAGCUCCAGCUUUCCUUUUGUGGGCAGGUUUUGGCUCCAAGCCUUCUCUAUCUACUCCUUGAGUGCCUCCCUCUGUUCCUGACCCAAAUUUGCCUUCCAGUAGCUACUUUCAGGGCACUUAUUUCAUAUGAACUCUUGAGUUUCAUAAAAAUUGACCAUUCCCCAGAGGAACCAUCUCCCUCACCAGUAUAUUGGUCACAGAGCGAGAUACACUAUGACACUCUUGUUUGGUCCUCAUUGUUAGCCUGGCAGUAACCCAUUAUGUUCCUGCAGAAACGAGGCUUUUUACGAGCUCUUGGCCCAACCAGCCAUUGGCGUUUCCUGAACAUGGCGUUGCCAUGGACUCAGGAUGUGUUGUGGAAUUCCCAUGUGUAACAGGACACACAUUCUGAGGUGAUCUGCUGUGCCCCCUUUAUUGUUUGAGCAUCCACUACCUGAACAGAAACACUGUUAAAACCUAAUCGGAUCGAAAAGAAACACCAAUGCGUGCUCGUCAAUCACAUAUUUCAGAAUAACGUUACGUCACAGAUCAGCCGUGAACAGGCAGCUCCCAAUUUCCUGUCUCGAAUUAAUUGGGCCAUCUAGCUUUCAGCUACACACUUAACUUCAGAUAUUUACAAGGUUUGCAAAGUGGUUGGUAAUGAGAGAAAGAGAUGUGGAUGGAGGGUGGUGCUGUGACCAGUGUAAACUCCAGACUAAGCCUCCUUUGCUCUUACAGCUAGGGAGGGAGCCAUCCGAGUAUUCUGAAACACUUGUGAACUAACUGUUAAACAGAAAUCAGACUGGCCCCUGCAACGGACUGGGAGAAAACAGUGCCCAGAAACCCAGAGGUUACUACAUUCCCACAGUCAAAAGAAUUGGUACCUAUCAUCUCUGAAACUGUAUUUUAGCAGCAGUUAACAUCCCUAAACUAUAUCCCAACAGCACUUAGAAUUCCUCGAACAGUAUCCUAGCAGCAGCCAACAUCCCUGGAACUGUAUCCUAGCAACAGUUGCAUCCCCGGAAUUGUGUCUUCUCCACAUUACUGGAACUGUAUACUGACAAAAGUUAGUAUUCCUCAAACUGUUUCCUAGCAACAGUCAAUGUCUCUGGGGCUACGUCUUAGCAACAGUCAACAACCCAGGAACUGUACCCUAGCAACGAUCGGCGUCUCUGGGAACUGUGUCUUAGCAACAGUCAACCUCUCUGAAACUGUGUAUUGCAGCAACAAUCAGUUUCUGUGGAAACGUGAGAAAAUACCUUCAGGAAAGGAAGGGAGAAACCUGAGUGGGAGUUCCCCAUCACUUUUGUCUUGGAGUCUUGUUCUAAUUUUAACAAAACUGUUCCUUUUGCGUUAUGACCAUGUGCAGUUUGAAGCUUGCGAUGGACAAAUUUACAGUUCUUUUAGUGGUUGAUUUAAGGCGUGAAUAUGAAGACUUUAUUUCUCACCUAAAGGUAUAAAACAGGUUGAAUUUAAUUUUAUUAACUACAUUGUAAAUCUUAAAUAACCUUUACCGAGCAGAACUGACUCAGUAAGAUCGGUUGCUGUAUUUAAGAAUUGUGUUAACAUUAAUUUUUCUCAUUAGUAUCUUUAAUAUGUCUUAGUGUAGCUGGUUUCAUGUUUUAUUUAAUUAAAUGUUGAGAGGAAAGGAAGGGGCCUCACCAUAAAACAAAGAAACAACUGAUAUGACAAAGUACCAACUGCAUAACUGGGCAUGGUAACACAGGCAUGGUAAGUGUGGCUGGCAGUCACAAGCCCUGUGACUGGACUAGGUACCACCCACGUGCCCAGACUGGUUACUGCAGGCACAGGACUGAGCAAUGCCACAACCGGGUGACCAUUUGCCCUUGAGAGUGUAAUGAGGCAGGACGUGGUUGAGACCUGAUGCUCACCCUACACCAGUAACAGGCAAACUCUGCUGUCUUCAAAGCCAAGCCCCGCAUCAGUCACUAGGGGUUGGGGGAGAUGGUUGCAUAAUGGUAAUGUCACUGGACUAGUAAUCUGAAGGCCCAGCCUAGUGCUCUGGGGGACCAUUCCCACCAUGCUGGAAUUUAAGAUCAGUUAAUAAAACCUGGAAUAUAAAUUUAGUCUUGGUAACAGUGACCAUGGCAACUAUUGUUGUAAAAGCUCCAUCUGGCUCACUGACGCUUUUUAGGGAAGGAAAUCUUGUCUUCUUACCUAGACUGGGCCUACAUGUGACUCCAGACCCACAGCAACGUGUGGUUAACUCUCAAACGCCCUCUGAAAUGACCCAGUGAGACCUUCAGUUCAAGGGCAAUUAGGGAUGGGCACCCACCAGCGACACCCACAUCCUACAAUGGAAUAAAGAGUUGGGAUCCCAUCACUUUUGAACCAGGCGCCCAUCUGUGGAAUCUGCAAUAAGAGUUGAAAGGUCACUUCCCCGCCCCACCUCAGCGUCUUCCCACUGAUGCACUUUUCAGUAAAUGAGGAUGUGGAAGACCAUUGGCUACCCUGGGUGAAAACUUAGUCUCACAGGUUUAAUCACAA